CUCCCGCCUGAGCACAACGCGCGCAGGAAUGGCUGCGGCACGAGACCUGGAUUUAAUGCAAUAAUUCAACAUUUCCCGUCAAUUCCCAUGGACUGCAAAUUGGAGGAAGUAUUUAGAGGUCUUCUUAAGUCCAUUUGAGCACUUUUAUUUCAGUAUUCGCCUCUCUCAAAUGUCCAAAUCCAUGGCUUUUGUUUGAGAAGACAAGACAGGAGAGUAAACGGCAAAGAAACACCCAAAUUGUCGGACCGUCUCUAUCUGGGAAAGUGAUUUUUUUUUCGUCUGCUCGGCCGCUGAAGGAUGUCGUCUGCCCGGGUCGAUUAUAUCGCUCCUUGGUGGACUUACUGGCUGCAUCAGUUUCCUCAUGUGAAUCUUCGGUUUCAGCCGCUGGAUCACACAUUUAAACCGCAGGAGGAGAACUAUCAGCAGUCGCUCAUCUUCCUGGGCUGUGUAGCAGCGGCUGGGCUCGGUGUGAACCUGCUGUGUUUGGCCAUAUACCUGAGCUGCCUGUGCUGCUGUCGGAAAGAUGAGGAGGAAGAGGAAAGUAAGAAAUCCAACUCUUGCUGUGUGACUUGGGCUGCUGUUGCUGCCGGCCUCAUCUGCUGUGUUGCUGUGGGAGUUGGUUUCUAUGGAAACAGCGAAACCAACGAUGGGGUGUACCAGCUGACCUAUUCCCUAUACAAUGCCAAUCACACGCUGGCAGGAGUGGACAGUUUGCCGGGGAGUUCUGAGAUCCACUGA
Danio aesculapii is the source of this 738-nucleotide messenger RNA. RefSeq names its product tweety family member 2 (gene ttyh2). The record is from RefSeq and is a predicted model, not a curated record. Gene Ontology annotation, cellular component: plasma membrane. The transcript has 4 exons. Bases 298 to 738 code for a protein of 146 amino acids. Lineage: Eukaryota; Metazoa; Chordata; Actinopteri; Cypriniformes; Danionidae. Gene Ontology annotation, molecular function: volume-sensitive chloride channel activity; intracellularly calcium-gated chloride channel activity.